Messenger RNA from Penicillium atrosanguineum, 1455 nucleotides. RefSeq lists its product as uncharacterized. The record is from RefSeq and is a predicted model, not a curated record. Gene Ontology annotation, molecular function: zinc ion binding. The transcript is spliced from 2 exons. The coding region runs from base 1 to 1455 and encodes 484 amino acids. Lineage: Eukaryota; Fungi; Ascomycota; Eurotiomycetes; Eurotiales; Aspergillaceae.
AUGGCGCCCCCGACUAGACAGUUUCACAGACUUUCAAUCGGUCAGGAUAUGCCUGCCUCCAGGACCCCUCGCGCCGAGGGUCAACCGGCCCCCACCCAGGGCCAUCGAGACGAAGGUGAUGACAGCUCAUCUGCCGAGAGUGAAAGCGAGGAGGAAGGUGAGGAGAGCGCGGAGAGCAGUGACGAUGAGUCCGAGGCCGGAUCAAAGGUCCGAGCCCAUUCAGGAAUCACCUACGACCUCAGCCAUCUAGAUACCGAGUCUGAAGCCCAGGCUAUGGUAGGUCUGAUGGGCGAAUUCGACGUGGUCAACUGCCGUGCUUCGUCCGAGGGGUUUGACUUUCAGCUUUUGGACCGACCGCGUGUGCACAUUGGGCCUGACUCGCCUACUUGUACCUGCUCAACCUUUCAAGACCGGCCCAAGGGUGCCUGUCAACACAUCUUCUGGCUCCUCGAUCAGCUGCAUGGUUGCUUCCUUUCUAACCCUCCGUCCACAGAAGUAGCCCUGUCCCACAACGGCCGUCCCGUUGUGCGCCAACGCAUCGAGGAUCUCCUGACAGGCAAGCUCGAGGCGGUGGCGAACCAGCUCAAUUGGCAGUACCUCCGGGACGAGGGAGACAGCAGGACGACGGCCAUGACACGGGUGGAAAAGGUACGAGACGUGCUCUCAGCAUUUACACCGACGAUCCUACCCGAAGAUUUCCGCCCCGACCUCGUGGAAACGACGACGCCGGCACGCACUGCAGAGCAGUGUGUCGUGCAAGGUGAUUUCCAAGCAACCAUCUUCCGACUAGCAGUGCACGACGACGGCGUCCGCAGCAGUCUCUGCAAGGCCAUGCCAGCCGGUGCUUGUGCAGCCAUCUACUUUGACAAAAUCCAGGAUCAUACUCGCCGCCUGCUAGCCGGCUUCGACCGGUACUGCGCCACGGGUGAAAUCCCUUCAAACCCGAGUAGUCCUGGCGGUGGUCCAGUACAGAUAGAUCAAGUUUUCGAGGAGCUACGCCGCUCCGUCUCUCGCAUCCGCUCGCACAUCGGUUUCCGCGCGCCCUACGGUUUCGAAGGUGCUGCCAAAGCCCUCGUCUUCAUUCUCGACGCUAUCUCCUCCCGGCACAAGGAUCCACUAGAUGGGAAUACCUGGGGCCGAACCUCUUUCCAAGGCGAAGACGAGGACCAGCGCAAUCUGUAUCUUAUGCUGAUCGGGGAUCCAGACAUGGACCUGGAACAAGACGCCGAUCUAUUCGUCAUUACUGCCCUUGAAGCCCUCCCUCCAGCCAGCCUCUACCAAUUUAUCGACGAGCUGCGAGACAUUCGGGGAAAGAUCGAGGUGAAUCGGGCACCAAAGGUAUUUCUCUAUCGACUAGGAGAUCUGAUUCGAUCGGCGGAAUUGGCUGCGAGUGCGUCGGGGCAGAAGAGGCCCGCGGCAGGGAAUUCGGGCGGUCAUUCUAAACGCACUCGAUAA